This is a messenger RNA of Tribolium castaneum (red flour beetle), 1365 nucleotides long. RefSeq names its product myosin-11. The record is from RefSeq and is a predicted model, not a curated record. Bases 74 to 1282 code for a protein of 402 amino acids. NCBI's taxonomy places the organism in Eukaryota, Metazoa, Arthropoda, Insecta, Coleoptera, Tenebrionidae. The transcript has 6 exons.
UGUUACCAAAAAUGGUAAAAAUCUGGUGCCCUCUGAUCGGAACAAAGCAAAAGUGUCAAAAAAAGUCGCCACGAUGUCAAAGUUCACCCGUGAAAAUACGGCCUCAAAGCUGCGCGGUGCUGGAGAUGGCGUCAAAAGCUCGAAACCUUCCGACCGCGUUCCUGUCCCUUCGUCCCGAAAAUUCACCGCAACAAUGGUGCGAGAUGAAAGCGUCCAAUUGAAAUUGAAAAAAGUCAUUGACGAAAUCGAGGCCAAACAAGGACUCAAAAAGGCCAAAACCGUAGCUGAGAUAACGCCCACCAAAAGUACGCGUAAAAAUCGUGUGAGGCGUCCCGACGGCCAGCAGCAAGUGUUGCAUGCGACGCCUAGACCUCCACUAGAUGACGUGAAAAGGUCGCCGUCGCGACGCGUCGAUAGAGAGCGUCGUCUCCAGCUAUUGGUUUACCAUGGUUUUCUUCUUUUCGUUUGGCGCCGCAGCAAAAUGCGCCUAACGAUGGUAUCUGAGUCAUUAAGGCGCCGACAGGAGCAGAUUUCCAAUUUGGAAAAACAAAUCAACUGUUUGAAAGAUUUAACACAAUCGGAAUGCCACAAACGUGGCGAAGCAAUGGGUGAUUGUCAACGAUUGGAAAAUCUCUUAAAAUCGGUCCAAUUGGAAAAUAAUUCUUUAGUUGCGGAAAAAAUUGAGUUAGGGAAAGAAUUGAGUGAAUUGCAAGCUAAACUUCAAAGUUUGAGUUUGGAGAAAGAAAAUUUGAGGAAUGAAUUCAAUACGAAAAAUGUUCACCUGAAACGAGUGGAACAGGAACUGCAAAAAGAAAGAAUAUUGAUGAUGGGUUUAAGGGACCAAAAUGCUGCACUUGUUAGUAAGGUAAAAGCGCAAGAUGCGGAGAUUGAAGCUCAGGAGCAGGUAACUGAUCGAUUGAAUCAAACUUUGAAGGAUUUGGAGCAGCAUUUAAAUGAAUGUCGGGAAGAAAAACGAGUGCAAAGUUUAGAAUUUGAGAGACUUUCAGAGCGGUACCAGUUUGUUGUUAAAAAAAGCGACUGUCUUAAACAGGAAUUGAGUAGAGUUUACGCGGCUCGAGAUCGAAUGAAAAUUAAAAUCGGGGAUUUGGAAGACAAUUUAGCGAGAAUUAGUGCACAGUAUGAGGCGAUUUUGGAUGAAAAUCGGGGUUUGAGGGCGGAAAGGGACAGGAGGAAGGUUUGGUGGAGGAAUGCCAAGGAUUUUCUGGAGGUUUCUUGGGCACUUUUGCAACAUGCUGCCUAUAUAAUGUUGCCAGCGAUGUAGCUGGUUUUAUUUAAUAUUUUUUCAAGUUUUAUUAUUAUUAGCUAUUGUAAUUGUAUUUAUAUUUAUAAACUAAUCGGAAGUAA